AUGAAGAUAAAUCAGGCCAUGAGAGCCUCUAAGGCGUCGGCUGAGGCGUCGGAAGGCAUCAAGAGCGAGAUAAAAAGGUUGGAGAGGAGGGCAGCGGAGCUUGAGGAAAAUAAAAAGCUUCUGGAGAUGAGAACUCCAAAUAACAAAAAGGAGAUUACUAAAUUGAAAGAUGACAAGCCGAAAGAUCAGGCUGAAAUUGCAGCUUUGCAGAAAGAAAAGGCCAAUGGAUGGGUGGAAAAAAGGUCUAAUUAG
This is a messenger RNA of Botrytis fragariae, 252 nucleotides long. RefSeq lists its product as uncharacterized. Bases 1 to 252 code for a protein of 83 amino acids. The transcript has a single exon. Lineage: Eukaryota; Fungi; Ascomycota; Leotiomycetes; Helotiales; Sclerotiniaceae. The record is from RefSeq and is a predicted model, not a curated record.